Messenger RNA from Periconia digitata, 1060 nucleotides. Lineage: Eukaryota; Fungi; Ascomycota; Dothideomycetes; Pleosporales; Periconiaceae. The record is from the annotation of a GenBank genome assembly.
CUACCUCUACCGUUACAUCUCUAUCGUAUUGUCAAUCGCUGAAGCCAGACAAAUUUGUGCACUUCAACAUACUAUCACUAAGCACAGUACGACUAUGUCGGAUAACAGACCACCAAAUUCGGCGUUGCCAAAUCCGUUUGAUGAUCUAUUUGGCGACCCGCAGGCUAGACCAUCAACGUCUGCAUCGUCAAAUCCCUUUGGUGACGCACAGGCUAUACCGCCAACGUCCGCAACGUCCAAUCCAUUUGAUGAGCUACACGCUGGACCAUCAACGUUCGCACCGUCAAAUCCAUUUGCUAAUCCACGGACUGAACCAUCAACGCUCGAACUGUCAAAUCCAUUUGGCGAUCCACAUACUGAAUCAUCAGCGUUCUCACCUUCGGACCCAUUUGGCAAUCCACAGGUUGUACCAUCAAGGUCCGCACCACUCAUUACGCGAUCGGAAGACGGACAGAAGGAGGACGAUAAAGGAAAACGCAAAAAGGGCAAGCCCACCAAAAACGAGUAUCAUGGUUUGCUCGAAAAAGUGCCCAUCAGCCGUCCCCACAAAUUUAGACUUCAACGGAAAGAAUCCAAGCAUGAACCGUACGCCUCGAAUGAUAGACACCCCAGAGUCGCUGUCGUCGUCGGCAGUACUGUAUUCCCUCCGGAGCUCGGGAAGGGCAGAGUUUACUGGAUGCCAGAAGCAACAAUCAGGGAAUACAUUACACCAGGAUCAAACAUGAUUAUCGACACAGACCCUGGGCCCUAUGGUAUUGAGAAACCAUUUGGAAUGAUCUUUCUCCCCCUUGAUGACGGUCCUGCCUUUCAUCUUGUCAGGUGGUGGAUGAUCGCCGGGUGGUUAGGCACGAUGCUCCUUUAUCGCCGCCAUCAACCAGCAGGGGAGUUUAUCAGUCCGGUGUUGGGCGCCCUCCGAGUGUGGUGUAUACUCGAAAAGUUUGAUGCCAUGGCAGUGCGGAGAUUGAAGAAAGAGAUAGUAAGGGAAGCCUAUGAGUACUAUGUGGGCGUCCUCACCGAGGAGCCGGCUGUGACGGACAGGAAGAAUCCGAGUUUCUUGUGA